CACUACAAAAAGAGUGGGCAUCCCAACCCACUCAUAUCUCAUCUUAAGUGCAAUCCAAUGGUUCCCAAUUUUUGACAAAAAAAAACGCGUCUCCAUCUCUUAUCCGUAUCCAUCGCAGAUCUGAGCCGUCAUUCCCAACCUCUGGCCUCUUCGUUUCUCUCUGCGCGGAUCUCCCCACAAGGCUGAGACCAAGCACGGCUAGAGCUCGGCGCCACCUCCAUCGCCACUCUUCUCAAGGCUUAACACCACCAAAAAGAGGAGAAGCGAGCCACAAAAGAAACACACAUUGUCGGAUCUCUGAAUCGCUGCCAUGUGUGAUUUGUUGAGCACGUCACGACGCACCGGUAUGGUUAAGUCAUGGAAGAAGUUGAAGUACGAUCACCUUAUGCACGGGGAUGAGCUACAAGGAAUCAUCCUUCGAACCGGACGAAAUUCGAGACCGAUGAAGAUCGUGAGAGGAAAAAUAUUGGAAGAGCUAGAGCACUUGGAAAGCAAACGUCUCCAAACUGUAAAGGAAAUCUAUGAUAUGAUUAAAAGUCAUAUUAAUGCCAUAGAUCCACGACUCUUUCCAGCGCAUGUGAAUGAAAUUAAUUGAAAACUACUAUCAAGAGUUGAGACCUUGUGUGUAAAAAUAAAUGGUUCUUUCUUUAUGAACCUACACACCACAAAACAGAAUUUUGUGGGUUCAUAAAGAAAGAACCAUUUAUUUUUACACACAAGGUGUCAACUCUUGAUAGUGCUUUUUAAUUAGUUUCAUUCACAUGCGCUGGAAGUGAGGGACAAUAUGUAAAAGGUGUCAACUCUUGAUAGUGCUUUUUAAUUAGUUUCAUUCACAUGCGCUGGAAGUGAGGGACAAUAUGUAAAAGUCAUAUUUUACUUUUGCAAAAAAAAGUCCAGAGGUAGAGAUCGUUGAUGUGGGAUCUUUUUUAGUUCCAUAUUGUCGGAUCUCCGAAUCGCUGCCACGUAUGAUUCGUUGAGCACGUCGCGACGCACCGGGAUGGCUAAGACAUGGAAGAAGUUGAAGUACGAUCACCUUAUGCACGAGGAUGAGCUACAAGGAGUUAUCCUUCGUGCCGGAGAAAAUUCAAAACCAAUAAAAAUUGUAAGAGGUAAAAUAUUGGAAAAGUUAGAGGAACCAGAGAAGAAACGUUCCAGACAACAGGAGAAAUUUAUGAAGGAUGUUCGAAAGUUGCUGAAGUGAAGAAAUUGAGUAUUAGGUACUUUUUUCAGUCCUAAAAAUAUGGGAGUUACUGAAUUUUAUUAGAUUUAAAAGAAGUGUAUUUUUGAUUAAAGUAAAAUUUGAUAGAUAGAUUAUUAUUAAAAAGAUAUGAUGUAAUAAGUAGGUUCUUUUUUUUCCUUUUCUUUUGGAGUACGACUAACAAAUCUAUUAUAUUCUCCCUCUGUCUUUAAAAUAGUUUUCCUUAUUGACUUUUUAGAUAAUUAAAAGAAAAAUAUAUGUUUUGGUUUUUUCCUUCAAAAAUACUGUUGAUCUAAUAUAUAAAAUAUUAAUAAAAAAAGUAUAAUGUGAUAAGUAGGUUAUAAAAAAAUAAGAGUAAAAGUGAUUUUUUAAUAGAUAAGGGAAAGAGUUUGUGAGACAAGAAAAAAAAGAAAAGAGAAUGAGUUUAAAGGAGGAAGGGAAUUUUUUUUUUCACAGAAAUAAUUGGUACAACAGUCUGUUUGUUUUUCUAUUUGCUUGACGUUAUCAAAAAGAGGAUAAGCGGGCUACAAAGGAAAUACAUAUUGUCGGAUCUCUGAAUCGCAGCCAUGUGUGAUUCCUUGAGCACGUCGCGACGCACCGGGAUGCCUAAGACAUGGAAGAGGCUGAAAUACGACAACCUCAUGCACGAGGAUGAGCUACAAGGAGUUAUCCUUCGUGCCGGAGAAAAUUCAAAACCGAUUAAAAUUAUAAAAGAUACAAUAUUGGAAGAGUUAGAGGAACCAGAGAGAAAACGUCCUCAAACAAAACAAGAAAUUUAUGAAGAGAUAGGUUAAAAGUGGCAAAAGUGAAAGGAUGGAGUAUUAUGUACUCUCUUUGGCCCUAAAAACAUGUGAAUUAUUGAUUUUUAAUACUCCAGAGUAGAUUUAAGAGAAUUGUAUUUUGAUUUAGAGUAAAAUUUGAUAGAUAGAUUAUUGUAAAAAGCUUCUGCUUUUCAUCACCACUAAUUUGUACAUAGAACAACGUUUCGGAGAAGCAGUAGUUUUCUCCCUUUUUCAGGUGGUUUAGGUGUACGAGGAGAAGAUCCUGGGAGUCAACUUAGAAGAAAAUCCAAAUCAGCUAUGGCGGAAUUAUAAGAGAUUUUUUUUCAGAUGGAGAGAAACAAAAAGAUUCAAAUUUUUAAAUUCCAGCAUUAUUUUAUCACCUCCCCAUCGUGUUUCAUGUGAUUGAUUCCUGGUACCUUCAAUUUUGCUCACCUUAAAUGGAGGAAGUGGAAAAUAUGAAGAGAGAUAUUCCCUCUGAAUCCUUUCCAGGAACUACUGAAGUAACAUCAUCAAUGAAUGAUGAUUCACCGGAUAUUGUAUUCGAAACGGAUAAAAGUACAAGUCAAAUUGUAGAAUUUGAGGCACGCGCUUUGCCCGUGGAUGAUUUCAUAUGUGAUCAUCCUAGACAGGACCAGAAUGGUUCAUCUACAUCAGACAUAAAUUUGGUUUUGAACUCCCCAAGUGAAGUUGAUAAUUGUGGAACUAUGGGAACUCCUGUAAAUAGUUCUGCACUUGAAGAUGAAUCAUCAUCACUCAAUUCCAUUUCAUCGGAUUCGAAACCGGUUGAAGCAUUACAACCACUUGUUGAUACCUCAGACUUCUUAUUGGCAGAUUCAGAGAGUGCAAAGUUUCAAGAGGGAGUAACAAAGGAGCAUGAAACAACUCCAUUGAAUCCGGCUAUAGAUCUUCUUGGAGACAUUAUCACUUCUCAAGACAAUGACACUUUCAAUGAUGACCAUUUAACCUCCUCCCAUCCAGAAAUGAGAGAAGCUGCUCAUGAAAGUGUCAAUCAAUUGUUGCCAUUGGAUCCGGAUGGUGUUGGCCACCUACAAGCCAAUGUUUCCGAUCAUCUAGAGCCAUCAAAUGACAUUGAUAUGCCGGUGACUGAUUUUUCGAAUCAGCACACAGAAGUUCCAGUUCAUGUAAUGCCAUUAGAUGGUGCUGUUGAUCAGCACUCAUUAGCCAAAGUUUCCACUCAUUUAGUGCCAUCCCAUGAUGAUGAUGAUGAUCAUGAUGAUGAUGCUAGGUUACGCCAAGCAAAAAUUAGUAGCUUUGCUGCUAAACAGUCGGCAUCUUUCCCUUCCAAUCGUCCUGAAAAUGCAGGCAUUGACAGAGUUCAGAUCGACACGGCAAUGCCUAUAGAAUCUGUGAAGCAUGCUGUUUCUAAAUUCGGAGGAAUUGUUGAUUGGAAGGCUCAUCGAGUUCAGACUGUGGAGAGGCGGAAGUGUAUUGAUCAAGAGCUAGAGAAACUGCAGGAGGAGAUUCCGAUAUUCAAAAAGCAAUGUGAAGAAUCUGAAGAGGCCAAAAUGCAAGUGUUAAAGGAGUUGGAUGGAACAAGAAGACUGAUAGAGGAAUUGAAGCUCAACCUUGAGAGAGCACAGACAGAAGAACAACAGGCGAGGCAGGAUUCCGAGCUUGCGAAGCUGAGAGUGGAAGAGAUGGAGCAAGGGAUCGCCGACGAGGCCAGCAUUGCAACCAAAGCCCAACUCGAGGUUGCCAAAGCACGACACGCCUCCGCCGUGUCGGAGCUCCAGGCGGUGAGGUCCGAGCUGGAACAACUUCGCGAAGACUACGCGGUGCUGGUGUCCGAGAGAGACGCGGCGGUGAGGAAGGCGGAGGAAGCCGUCUCCGAGUCGAAGGAAGUCGAGAAGUGCGUGGAGGAUCUGACGGUUGAGCUGAUAACGAUGAAGCAAAACCUAGAGGCGGCGCACGCCGCGCAUCUGGAGGCGGAGGAUCACCGAAUCGGAGCGGAUCUGGCGAGAGAGCAGGACACGCUUUACUGGGAGGAAGAAGUGAAGAAGGCCGAAGAUGAAAUCUCUAGGUUAAAUCAACAGAUCCUCUCUGCAAAUGAACUGAAAUCAGAUCUGCAAACCGCUUCGGCUUUGUUACACGACUUGAAGGCAGAACUCGCCGCUUACAUGGAGACGAAGCCUCAACAACACGAAGAAGCCGAUGCGGGAAGAACUCAUUCUGGAAUCCAAGCGGCGGUGGAAUCAACCAGAAGAGAGAUCGAAGAAUUGAAGCUUCAAGCAGAGAAAGCAGCCUCUGAAGUGAAUUGCUUGAGAUUAACUGCCGCGUCUUUAGAGACAGAACUGGAAAGAGAGAAGGCUGAACUCGCCGGUACUCAACAGAGAGAAGAAAUGGUGUCGAUUUCUGCUGCAUCCAUUGAAGCUGAACUGAACAGAACCAUAUCCGAUAUUUCCCUCGCACAGAUAAAAGAGAAAGAAGCAAGAGAGAAGAUGGUGGAGCUUACAAAGCAGUUGCAGGUGGUUGCUCAAGAUGCAAAUCAGGCAAAAUCUCUUGCUGAAGCAAGACAGGCAGAACUAUGGAGGGCAAAGGAAGAAGCCGAGCAGGCCAAGGCGGAAGCUAAUACCAUAGAUAAUCAACUACAUGCAGUUCAUAAGGAGAUAGAAGCUGCAAAAGCUGCAGAGAAACUGGCAUUAGCAGCCAUGAACGCACUGGAAGAGAGCGAAUCAGCUCGAAAGAACAAAGAAUGGGAUUCGCCAACUGGUGUGAAAAUAUCCUUGGAAGAGUACUAUGAGUUAAGCAAACAGACACAUGCUGCAGAAGAAGAAGCAAAUGCAAGAAUCGCAGCUGCCAUGUCCCAAAUCGAUGUCGCCAAAGAGUCAGAACUCAAGAGCAUGAAGAAGCUUGAGGAUGUCAACCAACAAUUGGCUGAGAAAAAGAAAGCACUAGAAACUGCAGUGCAGAAAGCUGAGGAAGCCAAGGGAGGGAAGCUUGCUGUGGAACAAGAGCUGAGGAAAUGGAGGGAAGUGCAUGAGGAAAGACGCAGAAUCAGCGAAUCUGUUAACCGAAAUAGCUGCCCAAGAUUGAGCUUUGAAGACAGGAAAGAACAUGAUGCAUCCAUACUCCAUCAUAGGUCUCCGAAAGGAAACGUGCACGAAAGCAAUCAUGAGAAUCCAUUUACGCAGGAAGGCAGCGCGGAACACGAACCAUCUCUUGAGGCCACAAAGACCACAAAGAAGAAGCGAAGAUCCUUCUUCCCUCGGAUUUUCAUGUUCUUGGCCAGAAAAAAGAGCUCCAAGACAGCAUGAUGAUGCCCUCUAUGUGAACUACCCUUAUACUGCUCUUAAAGAGAUGUCGGUAGAUUGAUUCGGUGUGUACAUAAUUAUAAGUGUACAUUUUGAUCAUUGUUUUGUGUACAUAUCAAUAUAUCAUUCACAGUUGG
Cuscuta campestris is the source of this 5389-nucleotide messenger RNA. Lineage: Eukaryota; Viridiplantae; Streptophyta; Magnoliopsida; Solanales; Convolvulaceae. The record is from the annotation of a GenBank genome assembly.